GAAACAGUCAUCUUGCGUAGCUCGGCACGGUUGGCUUUGUCCCCCGAGCGAGCACCGAAGCGGAACCAUUGCUGCUUGAAUGAGAAGCAAAGCGCAGCUCUCCAAUCUCCUCCUCUCCUGUUCCGACGCCAAAACCCUAACCAAUCUCCACUCCCUCCUCCUCCGCACCGGCCUCCUACCCUUCAAUUACUUCUUCGCCACGAACCUCGUCUCGUCCUACUCUAACCUUCGUUCUCUCGACAGCGCCCGCAAGGUGUUCGACGAAACACCUCAUCCAAACACCCGCCUUUGGAACGCCAUCCUACGUGCACACUCCCUAGCUCACCAAUGGCGCGAUGUGCUCUUCCUCUUUCCUCGCAUGAACCACCAACCUGACUGCUUCACCCUUCACAUCGUUCUCAAGGCCUGCGCGGCUGUCCCCGACCUCAAUCUCGGCCGUGUCAUUCAUUGUCUUGCUGUGAAAAACCCGACCGCUCAUUCAGACAUGUUUGUUGGUGCUGGACUUGUAGAAAUGUAUGGAAAGUGUGGGGACAUGGGUGGUGCACGCAAAGUGUUUGAUGAAUUUCCUGCACCAGAUGUUGUGCUCUGGACCUCAGUGGUUUCUGGGUACCAGCAGAACGGAUUGGCCGUGGAUGCAGUGUUGUUCUUCUCGGACAUGGUGGUUGGGCAUGGUGUCACUCCUGAUCCAGUAACGCUUAUAAGCAUUGUAUCAGCUCUCAGCCAAUUGGGCAACCUUCGUGCAGGUAAAUCUUGUCAUGCAUAUGUUCUUAAGAGAAAUUUACUAUCAAAAUUAUCACUUUGCAAUUCCAUUUUGAACUUUUAUGCGAAUUUGGGCACCGUUGAAUGGACACAGAGGGUAUUUGAUUAUAUGCCUGACAGAGAUGUGGUCACUUGGAGUUGUAUGAUCUCCUGUCAUGUUCGAACUGGGAAUGCUGUUCAUGCGCUUGAUGUUUAUAGAACAAUGGUUGGGAAUGGUUUGGAGCCGAAUUCAAUUACUAUGGUUAGUGUUCUGCAAGCAUGUGCAUUAGCUAUUGAUUUGGAAGAAGGAAGGAGGAUGCAUGAGCUUGCGAUCCAAAAAGGCUUUGAAUUGGAUUUAGGUGUCUCGACCUCUCUAAUGGACAUGUACAUGAAGUGUUCUUGUUACAAUGAGGCAAUUGAUCUCUUUCAUCGAAUGCCAAAGAAGGAUACCGUCUCUUGGUCUGUAAUGAUAGGCGGAUGUGCUCAAAAUGGCUUUGCGGAUGAGUCAUUAAGGCUUUUCCGGCGCAUGUUGGAGGAUCACGCUAGUCCAGAUGCAGUUACUAUAGUGAAGGUCCUUUCCGCAUGCUCACAGUUGAGUAAUCUUCAUCAAGCCAUUUGCCUCCACAGCUACAUAAUCUUCAGUGGUUUCGACAACAAACUCUUUGUAAACACGGCGCUUAUCGACCUUUACUCCAAAUGUGGCAGCUUGACUGACGCAUUUAAGGUGUUCAAUUCUGUCACUGAUAAAGACGUGGCCGUGUGGUGUUCUAUGAUCACAGCCUAUGGAAUUCACGGUCACGGUAUCAAUGCCAUUACAUUGUUCCAGCAAAUGAUUGAUUCGUCGAUCAAACCAAACAAUGUCACAUUUGUAGCAGUCUUAACCGCUUGCAGUCAUGCAGGUUUGAUUGAAGAAGGCAAUAAGAUCUUUUAUAGUAUGCAGAAUGAAUAUGGUAUGUUGCCUAAUUCAGAACAUUGUAACAUCAUGGUUGACAUGUUUGCGCGGACCGGUAAAUUGCGGGAGGCUUUGAAGGUUAUUGAGGGGAUGCCGGCGGCGGGAGUCAGCCCCCAUGCUUGGUGUGCAUUGCUUGCUGGUUGUAGGAUUCAUCAGGACAUCAAAAUGGGCAAGUUUGUGGCAAUGAAAUUGCUUGAACUGGAACCUGAACAUGCAGGGUACUAUAAUUUGAUGUCUAAUAUGUAUGCUUUUGAUGGAAAUUGGGACAAUGUGAUUGAAAUUAAGAGUGUAAUUAAGGAGAGAAGAUUGAAGAAAACAAGUGGUUAUAGCUCAAUUCAGAUGGGUAAUGGAAUUCAAUUUUCUUUUUGAAUGUUUUAUGGAGUUG
Messenger RNA from Dioscorea cayenensis subsp. rotundata (Guinea yam), 2075 nucleotides. RefSeq names its product putative pentatricopeptide repeat-containing protein At3g01580. Gene Ontology annotation, molecular function: RNA binding; protein binding. Lineage: Eukaryota; Viridiplantae; Streptophyta; Magnoliopsida; Dioscoreales; Dioscoreaceae. Bases 80 to 2059 code for a protein of 659 amino acids. Gene Ontology annotation, cellular component: intracellular membrane-bounded organelle. The transcript has a single exon. Gene Ontology annotation, biological process: RNA modification. The record is from RefSeq and is a predicted model, not a curated record.